Dicentrarchus labrax (European seabass) is the source of this 12279-nucleotide messenger RNA. It is a transcript of the gene ralgapa1, whose product is annotated as Ral GTPase activating protein catalytic subunit alpha 1. Gene Ontology annotation, molecular function: GTPase activator activity. Lineage: Eukaryota; Metazoa; Chordata; Actinopteri; Moronidae. The record is from RefSeq and is a predicted model, not a curated record. Gene Ontology annotation, biological process: regulation of small GTPase mediated signal transduction; positive regulation of GTPase activity. The transcript has 46 exons. Gene Ontology annotation, cellular component: cytoplasm; nucleus. Bases 456 to 8885 code for a protein of 2809 amino acids.
UAUAUUUUAAACUGAAUAACAAACGUUUGCUUAUUGUUGAACUAUGUUGGCGUUGAAUUUCUCUGGUAUCCAUUAUUUUGUUUUCCCUCCCCUCCGCCUCCGCCAUGAUGUUUUCUAAGUGAACAGCCGAGCUAGCUAACUAGCUAGUUUAGGCUUCAGGCUGCGGACUGUUGUGGAAGGGAGGUGCGAUGGAUGGAUGCUUUGCCCCACUACGAUUUUCCAUAUUUGUCUUAGGUUAAACAGAAUGCCUCAUCUCCGACAGGUUUUACCUCUUGUUCUCCUCCGCGCUGUUGCGGAGGGCUGCUAGUUCGCAGCGCAGCGUUAAUAGAUGAACCAGGAGCAACGAUUUCUCGUUAUAGUUUGAAGAUUAACGCUAGCUGAGGCUAUUUAAGUGGCUACACAGCUAGCCCCUCCUUGCUGUCUACCAUCGCAUUCUUGUGUCUUUUGCCCCAGGAAUGUUUUCCAAAAAGCCUCAUGGAGACGUUAAAAAAUCAACACAGAAAGUGUUGGACCCAAAGAAGGACGUGUUGACGAGGCUGAAACAUCUCAGAAUUGUCAUUGAAAACGCAGAGCCUUCAGAGCUGAAACAGUUCUUCGAUCUGAACUACUCCCAUAUCUACUAUGUCUUUUUUGAGAACUUUGUCACCAUUGAGGUCAGCCUCAAGCAAAAAGGUCACAAGUCUCAGAGGGAGGAGCUGGACUCCAUCCUAUUCAUCUUUGAGAAAAUCCUCCAGCUCCUGCCAGAGAGAAUCCAGAGCCGAUGGCAGUUCCACAGCAUAGGGCUGAUCCUCAAGAAGCUGUUGCACACUGGGAACUCUCUGAAGAUUCGUCGUGAAGGAGUGCGCUUGUUCUUGCUGUGGAUGCAGGCAUUACAGAGCAAUGCAGAGCGUGAGCAGCUCUGCAUGUUUGCCUGUUUGAUUCCUGGCUUCCCAGCUCCACUUUGCCAUGGGACCCCACGCACCCUGGACACUCUGAUCAACCCACCGCUGAGUUUAACAGAGACUCAGGUUACCCCAGAAGAGAUCACUCCAUUGGUUCCUCCUCAGUCAGGUGACAAGAACCAGGAAGACCUCACUGCUUACUUUUUAGAAGCUCUACUCAAAUACAUGGUAAACCAGGCCAAAUCUCUUGAAUGGCGUUGUAAAGAGAACCAUGAACGUGGCUUCAGUUUCCUCUUCGGUCACUUCAGGAAGUUUUACCUUCCUCACAUUUUUCCCAACUUCGCCAUGGAAACAAGCCUCUACAACCCAAUACUGGACGUGCCUCCGAUGCGUCCUAAGCCCUACUACAGUGUGGUGCGCAGGGAGCAAGACGGCGGUGAAACAAUGUACUGUACCAAGGAGAGCUUCCUUCAGGCCCGAGUCAUCUUUAUCCGCUGGCUGGUUUCUUUCUGGCUUGAGCCACGACCCAACACACAGACACACAUCCCAGGAACAGAAGGAGAGAACGUCCCCAAGAAUAUACAGCGAGCAGCAGCCGGGCUGGCAGCUCGCUCUGCAGGCAGCUCAGAUGACAGUGGUGGAGGCGGGAUCCGGUCUGACAGCCACCUGGAAGGUAGCGGCUGCUCAUCUGGACCAGGCGGAGGCAGCAUGGGGCUAUCUGGGGGUUCAGGGCUUGGGGGCGAGCCUGAACAAAGCCACUCCAACACAUCAACAUUGACAGAGAGGGAGCCCAGCUCCUCUUCGCUCUGCUCCAUGGAUGAAGAGCAGCUGACGGACAUGGAGGUGGUGAGGAGAGUUCUGACAAGCUCCAGAACCAACGUCAACUUCAUCACUGAGAUCUUCAGACAGGCAUUUCUCCUUCCCAUGUGCGAAGCUGCAGCGAUGCGUAAAGUGGUCCGUGUUUACCAGGAGUGGAUCUCCAUGGAGGAUAGGCCAGUGUUCAUGAAGGAGCCAGAUGAGGGCCCCUAUCCCAUAGCCUCAGGCGGCAGUCUGGAUUCAGGCUCUCAGCUCGGAGACAAGGAAGAUGAGGGAAUGAACAAGGCAAUUGACAGUGAAUUGCUGGAGUACAGUGUUCAUGCUGGAGUUCAAACUACACUUCAGGUAUUUAUCACCCACUCUUCCAACGUUUUCCUAUUGGAGCCGGCAAACGACAUCAAGAUUCUUUUAGAGGAGCAUGUGGACAUGUGCAAGCGAGUCCUGAACAUCUACCGCAGCCUUGUCAUGCAUGAGACCAUGGACCAGAAAACAUGGGAACAGAUCUUACUGGUUCUGCUGAGGGUGACAGAAUCUGUGAUGAAAAGACCUCCAUCCAUCAUGCCCCAGGGCAAGAAGAACAACACACUGUCAGGCAGACUGGCUGGACCUAUCUUUCAGACACUGAUAGUAGCCUGGAUUAAGGGGAACUUAAAUGUCUACAUCAGCAGAGAACUCUGGGACGACCUCCUCUCUGUCCUCUCCUCUCUUACCUGCUGGGAUGAACUGGUCACUGAGUGGUCACUCACCAUGGAGACGCUCACCAAGGUGUUGGCCAGGAACCUGUACAGUGUUGAUCUGAAUGAGCUGCCUCUGGACAAACUCAGUGAACAAAAACAGAAGAAACAUAAAGGAAAAGGUAUAGGUUCGGAGGGCCAGCGGCAGAUUGUGGAUCGUUCCUUCUCUAAAGGCUGGAGCAGAGACCAACCAGGCCAGGCAGCAGCCAUGAGGCAGCGAAGCGCCACCACUGCUGGCUCACCAGGCAUCGAAAAGGCCAGGAGUAUUGUCCGCCAGAAGACUGUAGCCCUGCGUAGCUGUUCUACGGGGGACUCUCUGCUGUCCUCAGCCUUUAUCCGCAGUGCUAAGAGUGCUCCUGCUCUGGCUCCGCCUCUUCCUGUCCUCCUCCACCACCACCACCCUUUACUACCCCCCCUUGCCGACCGGCUGGCAGACCUUGAGGACCCGCCAAUCACACUGACAUCCCGUCCCUCACGGAUGCGCCACUCCUCCCAGAGUGACGAGGCCCCUCCCACUUCCUGUUCUGAGGUCUUCCAGGGAGUGGCUUGUGACCUGGAUGCUCCGGCCCCUUCGUCCCUUGCAAGGAGCAGCAGUGCCUCUGACAUCAUGGAGCCUUUCAUCGCAGAGCGGGUCAAAGGUGAAGACCCCCUGAGGGAUCCCGCUUCGAUCCCAAAUUCCCCCCACCUCCACUCCACAACUUCUUCCUUACUGGCAGCCAACCGCCACGCAGCUCAACCACUCCCACAUCCCCCCACCUCUCCCUCUCCCACUCCUUUAACCUUUUCUAAUGGCGGUGCUGUCUCGUCCUCAGAGGCACAAGAUGAUGAUAAUUCUUAUGACCAGUUCUGGCAGCAGAUUGGCUGUCGAAGCCAAGGCUCUAGUUCUGAUUGGGUAAGCGACUGGGAUUCUGCCUUCGCCUGUUCAUCUGAAAAGGAAAUCGAUGUAGAAGAGGGUGAGAUUGGGGCUGGGGUAGAGGAGGAGGAUGAUUUAUUCUCCUCUAUUAGGGACUACCUCACUCACAAAGGAGGUGAGAGGAAGGAAGAGGCAGGAGAUAAAGAUAGUCUUGGUCAUGUACUCGAGAACAGUGUUGUAACUUUACCUACACCUGUGCAAACAGGGGUAGCUAGAACACAAAUGGAAUACACAGGACAGGUAGGAGAGGUAAGACAGGUGGUGAGAGAGGACAGACAGACUUGUAAACAGGACAGACAGGUAAGUAAAUCCGUGAGACAUAGCAGUGUGGACUCAACAGAGGAGAAUGAGGCAGAGCAGCGGAGCAUCUAUGAGUGCCUGGAGUUGCAGUGCCAGUGGCCGUCACCCAAUGCAAGGGGGAGUGCUAGCUUAGAAAGACACACUGGGGAGAAAAAGGGAGUAGGAAAUACAGGAAGGGCAGAAGGAUGGGAAGGGAAAUGUGACUUGUGGAGAGAAAUGGGAGAAGAGAAACAGGAUGAUAAAGAAGCAGCAUUAAAAGAAAGGUCCAGUUUAAUUAGACAAGACAACGCAUUAGAAUCUAGCACUGAUUCAAAUCAAAGUGCCCAAACUUCUGACACAGCUAAGGCCAAGAUGUCUCGUAGUAGCGCCAAAAGGCACCAUUCUGGUGGGGUUCAUGUUAGCUUCCGGCCCUCGACUGAGUCAGUCCAGUUCCACAAUCCCCUUGAGAGUAAAGAGGCCCACUGGAAAGCCCGGCUGCGCCGCCUAAGUCACUUCCACACACACAGCCACUCAGCUGGGGAGAGGUCCGGGACUGGGGCAGGGUCAGGUGCGAAGCAGGGAGCAGGGGCUUCAGGUAAGUUUGGCUCUGUAGCUGGGAUUAGCCAUAGAGCAGGAGCUCAAGAGAAAUUAGCCACUGGGACUGUAACGGAUAACAGCGGGAACGCCACAAUUGCUGGAGGCCUGGAAAGCAGGGCUGGGACUGGAGGGGACAAGGACAAGCAACAUCCUGGAUCCUGUGUGGGAUCAAACCUGGCCUCUGAGGCUCCCUCAGAGGCGUCUUCAAGCAGUUCAGGUUUCUCUGGCGUGUCGUCAGGGGUGCGUGGCCGUUUGGGACGUUCCGCCUUGCGAUCUCGAGCCUCCCGCUCUCGCUCCCAGGAGCCCGGCAGUACUGCCUCACGACACCACCAGGGGGCUCUCCUUGGUGGCGUCUACAAAAGUGUGGUUCACGCUCUGUCCUCAAAGCCCCGGCCCCGAGGUCAGGGGUCAUCCCAAGGCUCGUCGCCACAGCGGCAGGGCCGGGCCGCCAUGGGUGACGCAUCACUAAGAGACCUCUACUCCCACGUCCUGGGCUACUUUGGACGAAAGACGACUACGCCAGUCAACAAAGAAGAGGUGGUCCAGAAAGCUCGUCCAGUCUCCAGCGACGUAGGAAGCACCAACCCAAACUUCUCUGACCUCAUGGAUGAGUUUAUCCAAGAGAGACUGAGGGCCAAAGGGACAGCAGGCCGUCGUGGCAGCAGCCCAGGAAGUCUGGAGGUUCCCAGGGACCUGCCGGAGCUCCUAGAGGCAGGCCAGAGUCCCGGAUCCCGUCCUUCAGAUGAUCACCGUCCCAUCGAUGAUCCGGGGGUUCCCUCUGAGUGGACGUCACCUGCAAGUGCCAGCGGCUCUGAUGUAAUCAGCUCAGACAGCCAGUCAGACUCCUUUAAUGCCUUUCAGUACUCCACCUGCAAGUUUGAAAAUUUUACUUUCAGUUCGGAAGCAUGUGGAGGAGGAGCUGGAUCUGGAGGCGGAGGUCGAGGCAGUUCUCUGGAUCAGGACAGCCUGGGAGGGGGUGUGGCCUGCGAAGAACAUGAAGUAGCCAGUUUGACAAUGCUUCACCUUGACUCGGAGACCAGCAGCCUCAGCCACACUGUCACUGUUACUGGUUCUGAGAGUGCAUCUCCCAUGCACUCCCUUGGGGGCUCUCGCUCCCAGACGCCCUCCCCUGCCACACUGACAGCAGAGCACACUGAUCACACACACUCUCACUCACAUACACACCUACAGCUGGACCAGAAGCUCCAUAACUCUGUCCUGCAGACACCCGAUGACCUGGAAACCAGCGAGUUCCCCAGCGAGGACUGCAGUGUGAUGGCGGGUGGCACUCUAACUGGAUGGCACGCAGAUGUUGCCACAGUAAUGUGGCGGAGGAUGCUGGGUAUCCUGGGGGAUGUCAAUAGCAUCAAAGAUCCAGAGAUCCAUGCUCAGGUCUUCGACUAUCUGUGUGAACUGUGGCAAAACCUGGCCAAGAUAAGAGAUAAUUUGGGCAUUUCUCUGGACAACCAGUCGUCACCCCCUCCCCCUGUUCUGAUCCCACCCCUGAGAAUCCUCACCCCCUGGCUCUUUAAGGCCACCAUGCUUACAGAGCGUUACAAGCAGGGAAAGCUUCAUGCCUACAAGCUGAUCUGCAGGAUCAUGAAGAGACGGCAAGAUGUUUCCCCAAACACAGAUUUUCUCACACACUUUUACAACAUCAUGCACCAAGGACUGCUGCACCAAGACCAGGACAUUGUGAACACCAUUAUAAAGCACUGCAGUCCCAGGUUCUUCAGUAUCGGGCUACCUGGAGCCACCAUGCUGAUCCUGGACUUCAUCAUUGCAGCUACUAGAGUCACUGCCUGCUCAUCACUAAAUGCUCCAAGAGUAGAGGCCCAGAUCCUGCUUGGAUCUCUGGUGUGUUUUCCCAACUUGUAUGGGGAGCUUCCAGCCCUCCAUCCCACCACAGCUGAUGUGGUGCUCACCAAGUUCUCUGACGUCAAGGAGCACGUUAUCAAAACCAUCCUGACCUCUGCCAGGGACGAACCCUCUGCUCCUGCUAGGUGUGUGGCUCUGUGUAGUCUGGGUAUCUGGCUGUGCGAGGAGUUGGCUCAUGGGACUCAACAUCCACAGAUUAAAGAUGCUCUCAACGUCAUCUGUGUCACUCUGAAGUACCCCAAUAAGAACGUAGCACUGGUGGCGUCUGAUAUCCUUCACCUCCUGAUCAGUCAUGUGGAUCAUCUUCAGAAAUUCCCCCCCGACACUCCAAAGAAGAUCGUAGAGAUUUUGAUCGCCACCAUCACAUACUUGCUGCCUACUACGGAGUCCUCUCCACAUGAACUGGAUAAGAGGCUGGUAGUGUCCCUCCUGUUGUGUCUGUUGGACUGGGUGAUGGCUCUGCCUCCAAAGACUCUUCUUCAACCUGUUCAAACACGAAGCCCCCCAGACAAGGACCAGCCUACCAAGACUCUGCUCAGCUGCAUUUAUAAGGUAUUGCAUGGUUGUGUGUAUGGAGCCCAGUCUUUCAACAGUCCCAAGUAUUACCCGCUGCAGCUGUCAGACCUGCUGAGUCCAGACUACGACCCGUUCCUACCAUUAGAGAGCCUCCGAGAACCAGAACCCCUGCACAGCCCGGACUCUGAACGCUCCAGCAAGCUACAGCCUGUCACUGAAGUUCGCAGCCGUAUUCAGCAGGGCCUUGUUUCCAUUGCAGCCAGAACAGUUAUCACGCACUUGGUCAACCAUCUAGGACAUUAUCCAAUGUCUGGAGGGCCUGCUACUCUGUCUAGUCAGGUGUGUGAAAACCAAGACAACCCGUUCUGUGAGAGUGCAGAUCUCGGACCAGAGCUUUUCCAUUCACCAAACCUACAGUUUCUGGUUCUGAACGGCUCCACGCUGCUCUCAGUGUAUCAGAUCCGAUCUGAGUCCGGUGUACCAGGAGGCGGAAUGACAGCCGGUUUGUCUUCUGCUCCAGCUUGCGUUCGUGUCAUCAUCCGAGAUGUGGCUGGGAAACACUCAUGGGACUCUGCCGUUCUCUAUGGGCCUCCACCAUGUUCCCCAAGCAGCCCGACACACACAUUUCUGUCACACACACAAUCACCUCACAGUGCGAAUCUUCAUUUACGCACCCCACCAGGAGGUCCACCAAAAAAGAUGGGAGUGAAGAGAGAAGACAGCGAAGAAGAGGGGCAGGAGGAGAGGGAGGCAGAGGAAGGAGGAAGAGGGAUGGAGAGUGAAAGGCAAGGGUUUCAGGAAGAGGAGGAGGAGGAUGACGAGGAGGAGGAGGAAGGAGAGGAGAGGAAAGUCAACGAGGACGAGAAGGGUGAUCAAAGAGGAGGUGAAGGAGACGUGGGAGAGGAGGAGCAGGAGGAGGAGGAGAAGAACGAGAAUAGGAUGGAUGGGAUUGGUGAUCGAGAGGAGUCGGGCUUAGAACAGCUUCUAGCUCCGCCAUUGGCUAAACGUGUGUGUCGGGAGGCAGUGCCAGCAUGGGACUCACUGACAGAGGGGGACGAUGCACUGGAUGAAAUGCUGCAAUACCUGGGAUACUCGAGUCCAGAGUGCCUGCAGAGAGCAGGCAUGCCGCUCAACAUACCAGCCCCUCCUCCAGCGUGUGUUUCAGAAAAGCAGGAGAACGAUGUGAUCAAUGCCAUCCUGAAACAGAGUGCUGCUGAAAGAGAGUUCGUCCUUCAUAGAGGCGAGGAGUUGAACAUGAGGGCAGUGCAGCAGACUGAACCAGAGACUCAGACACCACAGUCUGCCUUCUACUACUGCAGACUACUGAUCAACAUACUGGGACUCAACUCCUGGGAAAAGAGAAGUAACUUUCAUUUGUUAAGGAAGAAUGAGAAGUUAUUGAGAGAGCUGAAGAACCUGGACUCACGGCAGUGUCGUGAGACUCAUAAAAUAGCAGUAUUUUAUGUGGCUGAGGGCCAAGAGGACAAACACUCCAUACUAACCAACACAGCGGGCAGCCAAGCUUAUGAAGACUUUGUCUCUGGACUGGGAUGGGAGGUGGACCUCACUACUCACUGUGGCUUCAUGGGAGGUCUCCAGAGGAAUCGCAGUACGGGCCAAACUACGCCUUACUACGCCACCUCCACUACUGAGGUCAUUUAUCACGUCUCAACCCGCAUGCCCCAUGACCAGGACCACAACCUCACCAAGAAGCUUAGACACCUGGGUAAUGACGAGGUCCACAUUGUUUGGUCGGAACAUUCCAGAGACUACCGCCGAGGGAUCAUCCCCACUGAGUUUGGAGACGUGCUAAUCGUCAUCUACCCCAUGAAGAACCACAUGUACUCCAUCCAUAUACUCAAAAAACCAGAGGUGCCAUUCUUUGGUCCGCUGUUUGAUGGUGCUUUAGUGGACAUGAAGAUUUUGCCCACCAUGGUGAGAGCCACAGCUAUCAACGCCAGUCGAGCUCUCAAGUCCCUCAUUCCCCUAUAUCAGAACUUCUACGAGGAGCGAGCCCGAUACCUAGAAACCAUUGUACAGCACCACCAAGAACCGACCACAUUUGAGGAUUACGCAGCUCGAGUCUACAGUCCUGCACCCUGCACACACCUCCCCUCUGACACAGGCUCCUGCCUAGAGAUUCUUCGGGGAGAAAGUCCGGCUCUUGGGGAGGCAGGGAGCGACUCGGCAUCCCCCAUGUCUCCUCGGACUAGCAAGAGCCGCAUGUCCAUGAAGCUGCGACGCUCCUCUGGAUCGGCCAAUAAGACUUAAGCUCUCUACACUACAUGGCCUAGUCCGAACUGACACUUCAUGUCCUCAAAAAGGUGUUUCUCCACAGAAAAUCUGAUCUAUAAUUGUACUUAAAAGUACAAGAAAUUAAACGUAAUGCAUUUUCAAAUGAACUUUUGGAGGAUAAUCUACACAGAUUUAAAUUUUACAUUAGAUUUCCAACAGUGAAAAUAAUGAGAGGUGUUCCCAGUCUCGUCCCAUCUCCUCCAGCAUGCUGCCGUUCUGAUUGGACACUGGCCUUUUAUGUACAGAACGCUUUGUCGCACAGUUGUACACGUAAUAGUAUUCCGUUGACUAUAUUAUACUGUAACACUGCUCACAGCUGCUAAAUUUAUCCUUGGCUUUGCUGUAAAAAAAAAAAAACAACAAACAGGUGAACCAGUGCUGCAGCAUGCUGACCGUUGCCAUAGUAGAAACAGCUUCAGCAGUGCAGCAUUAGUUCCUCACAAUCUGUGCCAUGUUAAAAAUUGCGCACAAACUCCAGUGUGUAACCGGGACUGCAAAAAGCUUAAGUGUGCCACAUUAUAACUCUAGAAAGUACAGAACAAAGCUGCAGAACAAAGAGAAACAAAAGCUCUUGAGCCUCUUGGUGUUGUUUAACGUCUCUAUUGGGGAGUCUGUAUAUUUGUACUAUAGUCGGUCCAUGUGUGUACAGACAGAAACACGAGUUUUGAUAUAAAAAGAAUGAAUUCAGAGUGAUUAAACCUUUAGUGUUGCCUGAAGAAAGCAAGAUAAAAGUCUAUUUUUGUUCUCUGUGCAGCAUCAACCUAUAAGGAUAAGGGCAGGGGUCGCUUAUUCUUCAGUCCUCAUAAUUGUAAAUAGGAACUCAUCUAUUUGCUAACAAUUAAUAAAAACCUGUUAUUGUGGAUGUGGCAACGUUCUCAAGCCAAAAAUGUUCUAAAUCCCCUUCUUGGGACUGAAAGCUGCCCCUUUGAGUGAAGCCAUGUGAGAAACAGUGUUAAAGGAUGGAGGGAUUAUUUGUCUUUCAUAGAGGAGAGAAAAGCGCUUUCUAGGACAUUAACAAGACAUUACUGAUCAAAGAGGAAGCACUUGUUAUAUAAUGUUUAGGUUUUUUUUGCUCAUGCUGUAAAAUGUGGACAAGCACUGAUGUUCGUUACAUUUAUUCUUCUUUUUUGUUCAUUUUUUAAAAAACAUUGACUGUAAAAUAUGUUUUGACCCGAACAAGAAUGUUGCUGUAUUUUUAAGUUCAGUGUCACUCCGUCAUUUGAUCCAAUCGAACCACAGCUUUUCUUUCUUUGUUCCCAUAUAUAUAUAUUCUGUAUAUCUAUAUAUGUAUGAGUAUAAAUAUAUAUAUAUAUAUAUAUAUAUAUAUAUAUAUAUUCUGUAUAUCUAUAUAUGUAUGAGUAUAAAUAUAUAUAUAUAUAUAGUAGAUAUAUGAAUAUCUAUAAGAAUGUGUACAGUGUGCAGAGGCUUGUUGUGUAUAUACUGUUAUGUGAGAAUAGCUGCCAAAGCCAAACUGUGGUUUAACCUCAGACUCCACUUAAAAUGGGUUGACACUACAAGGUUUUUCCUUUUCAUAACCAGUUUGCACUUCAUUCUCUCUGAGUUUAAAGGUUAUUUCAUUGUAGCUCAAAUACUGUUUCUAAAUGUAACCUUGGUACCACAGCCAGAUUGGGGAAAUUUUGUGGAAAGUAAGGAGAAAAAACAGAAGUUUUUGGCCAUCAUUCACAACCUUAUUGAGGGCGGGAGGAGGAAAAAAGAGAUACUAUAGAGCCGAGGCCAAAGAGGGGGAGAAAGGAAAGAGAUGUCAACUUACCACUUAAAUUAUCAAUGUUUUUUUGCUUCUUUUCUUUCCACUCUACUCUUAUCUUUAGACUAAUCCCCCUGUUCCAGUUCUAGAUGGAGGGAUACGUCUGUAAUCCCAAAAUGUAACACUACCAUAGACGAUUUUCAUGUAUUGAUCGCCUCAUUUCAGCACUCCAUCAGAUCAGCUCAACUCAGAUACAGAUGACAAGGUUUCAAAUCAGCUUACAUAGCUGAAGUACUGUGGUUUUCCAGGGUUUAUCACGAUUGAAAGUUCUUCCAUUUAUUUUACAUGAUGGCUUGUUUUCUGCAUGUUUCCAUUAUUUUUCCAUGGUUCCUGGCAAAGGAAACAUACAUAUAUAAAAGAUCUGUAUUUGAAAAGUGAUCUGAGUUCAAAGGUUUUGCAUUAUGCUUCACUGCUUGAAGUGUAUUCACAGCUGUAUUGUCUGUUACGGUAUCAUUUUUUUAUGUUUUAUUUCAGCCGUAGAUUCUCCGUAGAGAGGAUUAUAAAACUUUUUAUUUUCAUUUUGAACCCCUCAGUGGGGGUUGAAAUGGUUAGCUUUUAGAAAUCUGCCAUUGUCAAAUUCAUGUCCUGUUACUUUGUGUGUUAAUAUUUGUAGUCAGCUGAGAUUUAAAUUGUCCCUUUAAAUUAUUGCUGUUACAAUUAUUAUAAUUAUUGCUGAGGUUAAAGAACCAUUGAUUGGUCGAGGCACGUGGUCUAGUAGCCCCACUGCACUCUGGGAUUGAUCCUGUACAUGCUGUAUAUAGACUACAGCUCACCUGCCAGUCACAGACUGUGUCUCAAUGUGCUCGGCUACGUCCUUUAAACACUUCGACAACCUGAACCUGUUCAGGCUACAUCACAGCAUGGCCCUCUUUACACUCCUUUAUACUCUUUGGAUUAAAAUACCAGUGAAUCCUCAUGCUGCUGCUUUUAUGUACCGUGGAAAAGAUGGGAGGUUUCAUACUUACAAAUGUGUUUCACUGAUUACAAAUACUAAUUUCAUUGUUUGGCAAUGAGCUCAAAGUGAUCUGCUCAUUAAACUGAAGAUAUAUGACUCCAUAAAUGUUUGUUUAGUUUAAGAAGCCUGAUAAGCAGCAACCAAAAUGUCUAGAAAACCUAAGUUACACAAAGCCUUUCAGUAUUUAAAAAAUCAUAUCAACCACCCUGAGGACUGUCUGUCUGGAAGAGUUUCACUCAAAUUGUUUUAGAAAUAUUUUUCAGACUCCGCUUUCUUCUGCACUCAUAUCAACCACACAAUUGACCAUUCAUAAAUAAAAAAACGUGGAACUUCUGUGCCUGUGUCAAUGGAUGCUCUGAAUGUGCGGGCUGUGAUGGAUACAGGUUCAGCUGUUGUCCAGAUGUGGGACAAAGCUGACUUAUGUAACUACUGACUGUACAUACUGCAUGACACCAGUUCAGUAAUAACUGCAUGUGUUGAUCAUGUAACAGUUGUAUCACAACAUACACAUACACACACACUCCUACACACUCCUCAAACUAUGUUACUGUAAAACCUGUAGUAUGUAAAUGUGUAGUGUCUCUUUUGGACACACAGAGAGCGCAGAUGUGCGAUGAUGGAAUUUGACAAUAAAUGAUUCGUACCACUGA